AUGCAGAUGACAGGUACUUAUGUUGAUCUUGAUCGUAAAGGAAAUCUGUGAGACUGAAGAUGCAAAUGACAGGUGUAAGAAUACAAUCGAAGGAGGUAGUUCUACUACAGGUAGUUGUAGAAAUCAAAGUUGUAGUGGAAGUUGUACCUCUACUGUGGGAGUACAUCAACUAGUAGGUAUUAACAAGAGCAGUCUGCUGGAAAUGUUAUGUCUUCUUCAAACGAGCACUGUACUCAACCCUACUAGGCUGCCGAACUCGAUUAGCUGGCGACAAGAAGAGUCUCCGUGAUUCUUUGCGGCGAAGUCUGGUCAACGUCGAACGCAUUCGGGAUCGUGUACAGACUCUAGGGAGGAUCGAAGCGAAAACAAUAGAAGCAGUCCAGACGCUGGAGCAUGAGACACUUAAGUGGUUUUUGGUUUUUUCCCAAAUAAAUUCUUUCAUCUUCAUCUGAAGAAGCAUCUUACUUAAGUAGUUACUUUCUUGUUUCUUUCUUGCGUUAAUAGUUUUCAAGUGGGAAGCAAGUUCAAAGAAGAUGCACUUUAAAUGGAGAUGAAAAAUAUGUGGGGAACAUCAAGGUCUAAGACACGGAUGUACCUAGAUGGACGAGGAAUGCCAAGACGCUUAGAGUUAGAAGGUGGGUACGAUAGCAGUUUCAAGCGCGCGCCAUCGGGAUCGGAGGAGUUGACAUACGAGGAAGACCGCUCUUCUGGCCAGGAAGACCAACCCCAGCCAGGUAUGCUGUACCGGAGAAACAGCACCCUAGGGGAUACAGAAAGAAGUCAGCUCGAUCAGUUGGCAGCAAAUGAUUCCUUAGAUGAGGAUGUUGAAGAUGGGGACCAGCAUGUGGAGGACCAGCAUGUGGAAGCACUACUUAAGGCUUCCCCUAUAAUCCUUUUCCUUCCCUGUAGACGGAUUGAUCCCUCAAAGAAACAUAUGCCUCCCAAUACAAGGGAGAUACUGACGCAUAUUUUUCUGGGGGGGUUUCCACCGGGAUGAAGAGGGGAGAGCUCUAAAGCGCGACUUGUUGCUAGUUACGAAGAGGACGAGGGUGGUGACGGUGGUGACGGUGGUUGUAACGAAGUUGGUGGCGAGGAGAGAGUAAAUGUACUAAGCGGCCAUGGAAAUGCUCCCAUGAUAUUAGCGUCCAACGGUGUAGAGCCUGCUUCCGCAUCAAACAACAAUAACAGCAAUAUGAUACUCCACGAGGAGCACACUGAAGAGAAUCAAGAUUUUUAUGUAGCAACUUCUUCUAGGACCACUAGUGGUAGUGGAGCUACAACGACAAGAAAGCUUCUUCAGGAGCAGCAAAACACCUCUAGCUUGGCAGACGAUGUGCUCAAACGCGCUAGAGAGUUGCAAGCGAGGG
Messenger RNA from Amoebophrya sp. A25, 1367 nucleotides. The record is from the annotation of a GenBank genome assembly. NCBI's taxonomy places the organism in Eukaryota, Dinophyceae, Syndiniales, Amoebophryaceae.